Molecule: messenger RNA, 543 nt
Organism: Metarhizium album ARSEF 1941
Lineage: Eukaryota; Fungi; Ascomycota; Sordariomycetes; Hypocreales; Clavicipitaceae
Product: peptidylprolyl isomerase
Exons: 5
Coding region: 1-543 (180 amino acids)
Biological process (GO): protein peptidyl-prolyl isomerization; protein folding
Molecular function (GO): peptidyl-prolyl cis-trans isomerase activity
Source: RefSeq, a predicted model, not a curated record
AUGGGCAACCCGGUCUUCUUCGACGUUGCCUGGGAGGGCCCUGUCAUGGAAGGUGGCAAGCCUACCAAUGCUGUUAAAGAACAGUCUGGUCGCAUUGUCUUCAACCUCUAUGACGACGUCGUUCCCAAGACCGCCAAGAAUUUCCGCGCCCUCUGCACUGGUGAAAAAGGCUUUGGGUACUCGGGGUCGUGUUUCCAUCGCAUUAUCCCCCAAUUUAUGCUUCAGGGCGGCGACUUUACCCGCGGCAACGGCACCGGUGGCAAGUCGAUCUAUGGUGAGAAGUUCGCCGAUGAGAACUUCAAUUUGAAGCACGACCGCGCGGGCCUGCUGUCCAUGGCCAACGCUGGCCCCAACACAAACGGUUCUCAGUUCUUCGUCACCACUGUCGUGACCUCAUGGCUCAACGGGCGACACGUCGUCUUCGGCGAGGUAGCUGAUGAGGAGUCUAUGAACAUUGUCAAGGCCCUCGAGGCCACUGGUUCACAGAGCGGUGCUGUAAAGUAUAGCAAACGCCCAACUAUCGUGAAGUCUGGUGAGCUGUAA